Molecule: messenger RNA, 2287 nt
Organism: Bradysia coprophila
Lineage: Eukaryota; Metazoa; Arthropoda; Insecta; Diptera; Sciaridae
Gene: Tango5
Product: Transport and Golgi organization 5
Source: RefSeq, a predicted model, not a curated record
ACUCCUCUUCAAAAAGAGAAUGCGAAGCAACGUUUGCACAGUGUGUAUUCAAAUGAAUUCCAAUAAUUUGUAACAAAAAUUUUUUUCCUUCAAUCUCUCAGUCUAUUUCGUUCAUUUAAACCAUUUACACCGGGAAAAUCUAUUAAUUUAUAUGUGAAAUGAUAAGUACCUGUUAAUUAUCUCUCUGGUAUUUGUUAGAAAAAAGAAUUGUAGCAACACAAUAAAGUUAGUCCGCAAAAAUUCAGUGGUAAAUUUAGUUGUGCUUCGCUUGUGUAGUGAUUUUCUUUUCUCGGUUUUAUUUCAAUUGAAUUUUUUUUCUUUGAUUCAAAACUUUUAAGAAGUGUGAGUGAACUUGCUUUUUUCUGGAACGGAUCAGACAAUUUUCGCGAAUUAUUUUUUUCUACACACAUUCAGAGACAAUAUUAAUAAAUCGAGCGGCUGUGCUUUCGGUUGAUUGUGCAAUUAAAUCUUGUGCUUGUUGUCAAUAUUAAUGAAAUCUGAUCAGCCGAGGUUUUAGUGUUUGAAUUAAUUCUGAACUGUGAAGAACUAUUCAGUGUCCUGAUCCGCGAUUUUGUCGGCGAAAUUAAUUGAUCAACUGGAAUUGAACAUUUCGUCGAAAAGGGAAUACCGUAAAUUUUUUGCGAAUAACACAAUCAGGUGAUGUGUAGUCUGGCCAGUCAUUCAUAGCUCCAAAGAUUAGGAUUUAAGAUGCCAAAUCUCCAGCAACAAAACAAUGUCAAUUCGUCAAACUCACAGAAAGCAAACCACACCGGCAACAAUUCAUCGCCAACCACACCGAAUGGAUCGGCAUCAUUCGUCCGGAAACAGAGUACAAAGGACAAGGAAAAGGAACGGGACGAACGCAGCAAAAUAACGCUGCUGCGACAGCCGUUGGUCACGUUAAAGUAUUUCAUUUUGGAAAUAGUGAUAUUAAUACAGACUUAUAGGAAAAAAUUAGCAGAACAUAAAUUAUUACUCAGCAUAUUGGUUGCGCUCAUAGCCGCUUUUUGUGCAUUAAACCAACUUCCCGGACGACAUCAGCUCCUAUUCACAGCCAUAAAAUCAAAUUUAUGGUUCAUCAUUUACUGGUGCGGUUUGGGUGUCUUAUCAUCGGUCGGUUUGGGUACUGGACUACAUACAUUCUUGUUAUAUCUCGGACCACACAUAGCCAGCGUGACGCUAGCUGCAUACGAAUGUAAUUCAUUGGAUUUUCCACGGCCACCGUAUCCUGAUGAAAUCAUUUGUCCGGAACACAUAAAUCCGAAAUUCAUUCCGUCACUAUGGAGCAUCAUGUGUAAAGUUCGACCAGAAGCAUUCCUCUGGGGUGCUGGUACAGCAUUGGGCGAACUACCGCCAUAUUUUAUGGCUAGAGCAUCUCGAUUAUCCGGAAUCGAUGAGGAUGAGGACGAAGAUCUUAAGGCUGUUGUCGAACUGAAACGGAAAAAGGCGGCUGGCGAUGACUUGACGCUGUUCGAGCGCCUGAAAUUGGGAAUGGAACGAGUCGUUGAACGGGUCGGUUUCUUUGGUAUUUUGGCGUGUGCAAGUAUUCCGAAUCCGUUGUUCGACUUGGCUGGCAUCACGUGCGGUCAUUUCUUGGUACCAUUUUGGACAUUCUUCGGUGCCACAUUGAUCGGCAAAGCUGUGAUAAAAAUGCACAUUCAAAAAAUCUUUGUCAUCAUUGCCUUCAACGAAUCGUUGAUCGACAAAGCCGUCGUUUUUGUCAGUGCCAUUCCAUACUUUGGCAAAAAGUUUCAGGAUUCGUUCAAAACAUUCCUGGAAAAUCAAAAAACCAAAUUGCAUCGUUCGUCAAACGCACCGCCCAAAGAGUCGUUCAACCUUCUCGCCAAAUUGUUCGAAUAUUUCGUUCUGCUGAUGGUUUGCUUCUUUGUCAUGUCGAUAGUGAACAGUUUAGCGCAAAGCUACCACAAACGCAUCCAUCAGAAGGGCGGCAAAGUUCAUCGUAAAGUAGCUAAAGAUUAAAACCAGGUUGUACUGGUAACACAAACCAACAAAACAAAACAAAAUUUGUAGGAACAACAUACACAGUGUGUGCGUUUAGGAUAGAUUUAAAUCGAUUAAGUAGCGAAAAGAAAUUGGAGUUUUUGUUUCUGUCGUCCGGGGUCAAUAAUAUAUAUGCUAACGAUACAAAGAGGCAUUUCAAAUGAAUUCUAAGUGAGAGAGAGAAAGAGAGAGCAAGAGAGGAACAUUGUAAUUCGAGAAGUGACUUUAUACUAGUAGUGGAUCUUAAACUAAGUGAAUAUAUGUGUUUUGAUGAUAUUGAACUGCA